This is a messenger RNA of Habropoda laboriosa, 1208 nucleotides long. It is a transcript of the gene Cdk9, whose product is annotated as cyclin-dependent kinase 9. Lineage: Eukaryota; Metazoa; Arthropoda; Insecta; Hymenoptera; Apidae. The transcript is spliced from 7 exons. Gene Ontology annotation, molecular function: cyclin-dependent protein serine/threonine kinase activity; ATP binding. Bases 60 to 1208 code for a protein of 382 amino acids. The record is from RefSeq and is a predicted model, not a curated record. Gene Ontology annotation, cellular component: nucleus. Gene Ontology annotation, biological process: protein phosphorylation.
UUCUCGCCUACGAUGUUAUAUGUGCUGCAACAGUCAUGUUUAUUUGAUGAAUAUCAAAGAUGAACACAAAGGAAAAGGAAAAAUAUAUUGAAGAAUUCGACUUUCCUCACUGCGACGAAUCCUCGAAAUAUGAAAAAGUUGCGAAAAUUGGCCAGGGAACCUUUGGGGAGGUGUUCAAGGCUAGAGAUAAGAAUUGUACUAAAAAAUUCGUAGCUAUGAAAAAAGUGUUAAUGGACAAUGAAAAGGAAGGGUUUCCUAUAACUGCUUUAAGAGAAAUAAGAAUAUUACAGUUACUAAAACAUGAAAAUGUAGUCAAUUUAAUAGAAAUAUGUAGAACACGAGCAACUCAGUACAAUCGGUAUCGUUCUACAUUCUAUCUUGUAUUUGAUUUCUGUGAACAUGACCUAGCAGGUUUAUUAUCAAAUGUGAAUGUCAAAUUUAGUUUAGGAGAAAUUAAGAAAGUUAUGCAACAAUUGUUAAAUGGUCUUUAUUAUAUUCAUAGUAAUAAGAUUUUACAUAGAGAUAUGAAGGCUGCAAAUGUUUUAAUAACAAAAAAUGGUAUAUUAAAACUAGCUGACUUUGGGUUAGCACGUGCAUUUAGUGCAAACAAAAAUGGUCAACCAAACCGUUAUACUAACAGAGUUGUUACUCUUUGGUACAGACCACCAGAACUUUUGCUUGGUGAUAGAAAUUAUGGCCCUCCUGUAGAUUUAUGGGGUGCAGGAUGCAUUAUGGCUGAAAUGUGGACUAGGUCACCUAUAAUGCAAGGGAAUACAGAACAACAACAGCUUAUAUUAAUUUCUCAAUUAUGUGGUUCUAUAACAACAGAAGUAUGGCCUGGAGUAGAAAGUUUAGAAUUAUUUAAUAAAAUGGAUUUGCCUAAAGGUCAAAAACGAAAGGUCAAAGACAGAUUAAAGCCAUAUCUAAAGGACCCUUAUGCUUGUGAUUUGUUAGAUAAACUUUUAAUUCUUGAUCCAUCCAAAAGAUAUGAUUCGGAUUCUGCAUUAAAUCACGACUUUUUUUGGACCGAUCCAAUGCCUUGUGAUCUUAGCAAAAUGUUAGCGCAGCAUACGCAAAGUAUGUUUGAGUACUUAGCACCACCAAGACGUCCCGGUCAUAUACGUCAUCCGCAUCAUCAAGUACCUGGAGGACCAGCGAAACCUAGUUCUAGUAUGGCUGACAGUUGUUACCAAGAUCGUGUAUUCUAG